AUGCAUCGCGCCCUCACCCUCUCCGAGAUCCUGACCUCGAUCGGAUACUUCCUCCCGCCCUCUGCCCUCCUCGCCUGCGCCCAAUGCUGCCACUCCUUCCACGCCGCCUUCAUCCCCCUCCUCUGGCACUCCCCCGCCUUCCACUGCCGCAAGCCCCAGUGCCUUCCCUCAGGCCCCCUCCUCCUCCAGCACCAACAUCGCAUCCACCACCUCUCCCUCAACAUCUGCUCCUCCCUCUCCCCGUCCGCCUUCCAGAGCUGCGUCAACCUCUCCCACCUCUCCCUCAACCUCCCGCACCCCGCCCUCCACGACUCCAACUCCUGGGGACCCUGGAGAUCUCUCAUCUCACACCACUACAAAUCCCUUCGCCAUAUCACCGCCACCAUCCACGCGCUCCAUGAGGAGGCCAUGCCCCCGGAAUUCUGUGCCGCCAUCGCAUCCUGCCUGGACCUCCAGACCCUCACGCUCCAGGGACACUUGAUCCAACCCCAAGACCGUGGGAAAGCACUGAACGAGCUCUGGAGGGCCUUGCUGGACCUCGACACCCUCCGUCUCAAGAACAUCUCCCUCCCCACCCGGCCAACAUCAACGAAGCCGGGCAACGACAUCCGCCUCUCUCGAUUGCGCCACAUCUUUGUCGACGAGCCCAGACAGGGGGCCGCUGGCGAGGACGGAGUCGACCUGCUCAUGCGCUUCCCCGAUCUACGCUCACUCUACUGGCGGAGCUCUCCCGCGGACUACUACAACCAGUCCAACUGCCUGCCCCUCCAACGGCUCGGCCUGGCCUUCCUCGCCGGACACUGGCCCCAGCUUGAAGACCUCGAUUUCAAGGGUGCGGACGUCAAGGAUUAUGAUCUAGCCAUGAUCCUCGAAGGCAUCACUCGCCUCAUGAACCUCCGCGUCGUCAACACUGCCUUCGGACCCUCGGCCAUGGACGCCAUCGCAAAACACUAUCUGUCCAUCAAGAUCCUCGACCUCACUAAAUGUCCCUACGUGAAGAGCUCGAUGGUCCAGACCUUCCUCUCCUCCAUGCCGGGACUCGAAUACCUCUCCGCCUACAAGCUCAACUGCCUCGAUACCGUUAACGGCCCUCCCUGGGUCUCUCUCAACCUCCAGCACCUCAUCAUUUGCAUCGACAUGUCCACCUCCCAGGACAAGGCCACCCCCCCAGGACAAGACCAAACUCUCCAUUCAGGAAAAAGACCUCUUCGAUAUUCAUCAACGGCUCGUCUACCAGCGCCUCCCGACCCUGACGCGACUCCGCGCUCUUACUCUGCAACGGGGCUACCCCAAAAGGCUCAACAAGUGGAGACGAACCCUGGAUCUUACCUUGGCUGCCGGUCUGGGAUCGCUCUCCACCCUGAGAGACCUACAUUCCUUCAUUUUCUCGAGCGACCAUCAAGACAUGGGUCUGGCCGAAAUCCGCUGGAUCAUCGACUCCUGGCCAGGCUUGCGAACCUUGGGCGGCCGACUCACGCGCGAUCCAUCUCGUUACUACGAGCUGAAGCGAAUUCUGAACCAGACCCAUAUCCAUGUCUUUAAUUGAUCCCUUCCUUCUCUCCAACUUCAUUCAUAUACCAUGGAGUCUUUAACAGAUACCUUUAUUUACACUUUAUAGAAG
This is a messenger RNA of Gamsiella multidivaricata, 1621 nucleotides long. RefSeq lists its product as uncharacterized. The record is from RefSeq and is a predicted model, not a curated record. The transcript has a single exon. Lineage: Eukaryota; Fungi; Mortierellomycota; Mortierellomycetes; Mortierellales; Mortierellaceae. The coding region runs from base 1 to 1542 and encodes 513 amino acids.